Molecule: messenger RNA, 1305 nt
Organism: Nematocida ausubeli
Lineage: Eukaryota; Fungi; Microsporidia
Exons: 1
Coding region: 1-1305 (434 amino acids)
Biological process (GO): translation
Cellular component (GO): translation release factor complex
Molecular function (GO): GTPase activity; GTP binding; translation release factor activity
Source: RefSeq, a predicted model, not a curated record
AUGGAAGGACUAGUGGAGUCUAUUAAGAAUAUUUCAAUUAAAAAGAAGCAGCUGAGCAUUAUAUUUAUAGGGCACGUGGAUGCAGGAAAAUCCACGACAGGAGGACAAAUAUUAUACCUAGCAGGAAAGAUCGAUAAGAGAACGCUCGAGAAGUAUGAAAAAGAAUCAAAAGAGAAAAAUCGAGAGAGUUGGUAUCUUUCAUGGGCACUGGACAGUAACCCAGAAGAAAGAGACAAGGGGAAAACAACUGAGCUGGGCCAGGCAUACUUUGAAACAGAGAAGUCUAUUGUGCAGAUACUUGAUGCGCCAGGACACAAAAUGUAUGUGCCCAAUAUGAUAUUGGGGGUCAACCAGGCUGACAUUGCUGUGCUUGUCAUAUCUGCAAGACAGAAUGAGUUUGAGGCUGGGUUUGAGAAAGGAGGGCAGACAAGAGAGCACAUCUACUUGGCGAAGGCCUCAGGUCUGUCCAAAAUAUGCGUAUUAGUUAACAAAAUGGACGACCCAACAGUGUGCUGGUCAGAAGAAAGAUACAACCACAUUCUAAAAUCAACAAAGAAGCUUCUUCACACACUUUUUGGGAAGAACGAGGUGGUUUACAUGCCAAUCAGCGGCUUCUUAGGGCUUAAUAUAAAGGAAAAUAAUCUGAAAGAUGUUGCCCCGUGGUACGCAGGCCCAUCUUUCUUUGAGUAUAUUGACUCAGUAGAUAUUCCCAGAAAAAACACCGAUCUAUUGUAUGCUCCUGUUUCAGAUACUUCAAAAGAAAUGGGCGGAUACUUUAUAACUGUAAGAGUGGAGAGAGGAGUACUUGAGAAAACACAGCUUAAAUUGCACCCAGGCGCCAAAAAGAUUAAUAUAAUAUCAAUAGCAAUAGACGAGGAGGAAGUGGAGAGAGUUCACUCCGGAGAAACAGCCCGACUAAAAAUAAAGGAGAGCGACGAAGUCUUCCCAGGAGAUGUAAUAACAGCAACCGAGUACACCGAAACAAAAGACUCAAAUUACUUCAUGGCUGCAAUAAGCAUCUUAGAUGCAAAGUCUCUAAUAACAAAGGGAUACAUGGCAGUGAUGCACAUGGGGGCAAGAGAGGUGCCUGUCACAAUUGGAGAGCUGUACAAAAAGGAGGAAGAGAAGAUUCUCAAAGUGAAGUUUGCAAAAACCGGAGACAAGCUAAUGGCAGAGGUGAUUGUUAACUCGCCCAUUCCACUUGAAGUUUAUUCUCCAGAAAAAAGAACAGGAAUAUUCACUCUUAGAGAUGAAACAAGAACUGUUGGGUUUGGAAGAGUGCUGAAAAUUAAAGAAAAAAAGUAA